Messenger RNA from Metopolophium dirhodum (rose-grain aphid), 2205 nucleotides. RefSeq lists its product as uncharacterized. Lineage: Eukaryota; Metazoa; Arthropoda; Insecta; Hemiptera; Aphididae. The record is from RefSeq and is a predicted model, not a curated record. The transcript has 6 exons. Bases 46 to 834 code for a protein of 262 amino acids.
GCACUCAAAAAUAAACUUUACAAUAUGUAGAACUAUUACAACACUAUGGAAUUUAAAAUAACUAAAUACUUACCAAGAUUUAAAGAAGAAUUACCACCAAUCAAUAGGCCAGCUCGUUCAACUAGUAGUAAAAUAAUUAAGAACCUUAAAACUUCAAUUGAACAAACAGAAUUAUUAAAUAAAAUUGAUCCAUUAAUAUUGGUUGCUCAGUAUGAAAGAGAUAUCAAUCGAAUGAAAAUGAAUCACAACCAAAUGUUAGAGGAACUUUAUAAAGAAUUAGAAAUAUUAAGAUCCAAGAAUCGAGACCUUUUAGAUGAAUUGAUUAUAAUGAAUGGUGGGAACUAUUGUUGCAAGCAUUUAGAAGAUUUGAGUUUUGAUAUUUUAAAAUCUAAUGCAAGUGAUAAUCAAAAACAACUGAGUGAUAUAUUAAACAAUGCUAAAAUUCAUCAGAUAUCUACCGAAGACAUUAAAAAUGAUAAAAAUUACAACUAUAAAAAAGAACUGCCUGAGUUAAUAACUGUAGGGAAUAAGUUCAUAAGUAAAGACAUUGAAAAUAAAUCAAAUUUACUUUUGCAAGACCAAUUAUUUAAAAGCAAUAAACUAAUUGAUGCACUUCGACAAGAAAAUAUUCAACAAAAGGCGGAGCUAAAUUCAUUAAAUUCAUUAUUAAAUAAAGGAUUGAAAAUUACUGGUGUUGGAUUGGAUAAUGGCCUGAUCAGAACAAACUUGAAUUCUGGCAAAAGAUUUCUAUCUUCGUUUUCUCAUCCUACUAUUUCUUACAUGGAUAUUAUGAGUUCAGAGGAAAGUUUACAGCCAAUCUCUAGGAAUGAAUAAUUUGUAUAAUAAUACAUUGAGUGUACAGAUAUGUAACAUGUUUACCAUUAUGUACAAGUUACCUAAGUAGGUAUUUAAUAUUUGUAUACCUAAACAUGGUUGUUGAAAAUCAUAAUAUUAGAUGAUUAAAAAUAAAAAAUGUUGUAUGAUUACCUACUAUUAGAAUAUUAUUAAUUAAUAACUAUAAUACCUACAUGUAUGUUACCUGCCUAAAUAUUUUUUAAUUAUGAUAAUUGAUAAGUGUAUAUUAUAGUACUAUUACAGAAUUAUAUGAUACAUAAUGAUACAUAUUGUAAGUUGUAACCGAUAUUGUGAACAUAGUCGAAUACGAGAAUAUCUCUAGACUUAUGGGAUAGAAUAAAAAGAUCGGUUGCCGGUUGGGAUGUCAGCGCACUAUUUAUUUCCAUCUUUGACUCACGUGUGGCAUACUAAAUGUACGAUUAGCAGAACCAAUCCUAUGUACUUUUAAUAUUAGAGUGAAACAAUUAAGAUAAGAACAUGACAUGUAUCGCUACUUAGUACGUUGGCUACUUGAUGACACUUUAAUUAUUAUAUAAGUUAUGACUUAUUAGCGUUUAAAUAAUUAAAAUUUAAAAAUUCUUAUAAAUAAUUAGACAAAUCCAAAGACAAACAAAAAAAAUUAUAAAAUAUAUAUCUUAAUUAUUAGUACUUGAAAUAUAACAAUAUACAAUAAAAAAAUAAAAAUAAAAGUGGGUGAGCAUUAUUAGUCGAAAAAAAUUAAAAUAGUUCAUCCAUAUUUACUUCUUGCUAAAAUAAUUUCGUUUUUAAACCUUUAAGUUAUACAAAAUAUAAUCACUAAUUACUUAAGUACCUAAUUUUUUUAUUAAAAAUAUUAUAUAAUUAACAUAAGCAAAUUCUAUUUUGUUAAAAAUAAUUUGCGGUUAGGGAGUUUAGGUUACGAGAUUUGAGUUUUAGAACCUGCUCAGGUUGGUUCUGCUAAACAUAAAUUUGAUUUGGUGUGCAGUUGGGCAACUAGGGCUAAAAUGUCGGGGGAAGGCUGUAGUCAACACCAACUGAUAUUACAUGGAAAGUAACCCAAGAAAGCCCCCACACCACCAUAGAAAUAUUUCUUUAAAAUAAUAAAAAUUAUAAAAAAAAAAAUUUUAUUUACUCAAGUUUAAUUUUUCACAAUAAUAAUAUACUGUCUGUACCUAUAUAAUAGUUAAAUGUAAAUUAAAGGUGGGCUGCAGGGCUAUUCAAAUCAGAGUAUGUGGCGGAGCCGGGUUUUUAUAUUAUAAAUUGAAAUAUUUGUGGAUACUGGAAGAUUAAAAGGUUUACCCUCCAGAGUCCAGAUCAUGGUUUAAGAAGUUCAAAAUAAAAUUAUUUGAAUACGUUAUAAAGUUGCUCCAA